Maniola jurtina (meadow brown) is the source of this 1467-nucleotide messenger RNA. It is a transcript of the gene tap, whose product is annotated as basic helix-loop-helix neural transcription factor TAP. Lineage: Eukaryota; Metazoa; Arthropoda; Insecta; Lepidoptera; Nymphalidae. The transcript has 2 exons. The record is from RefSeq and is a predicted model, not a curated record. Gene Ontology annotation, molecular function: protein dimerization activity. Bases 83 to 1345 code for a protein of 420 amino acids.
UUGUGUUUAGUGAUGUGAUGCUUACACAGUAAUCAAUUCUCAACUUUGUGAAGAUUUCAGGAAUUAUCUGUAGUUUACAAAAAUGUUCGGCACAGACUUCGAAUACUACUGCGACUUCAACGACAGCAUUUGCAGCAAUGACUCCGGCUUCGAACGAUCCUACGCAGACCCCUUGAUGACACCCACUUCUGCCUGCACAACCCCCAUAAAACAUGACACAUCAGACGUAGGGGUUUCUCUAACACCUCUUAAAGAAAACAAUGUAAGAAGAAAACUAUUCAACGACGACUUAAGUUACCACUUACCUGAAAACGUUGAGGAUGUUAAAGAUUUUGAGGAAUUUCAACCGUUAAAGAACACAUCUACACCAGUGAAAUCAAAAGAAAAAAAAGCGAAAGACCCAAACAAACCAAAGAGGAAAUACGCGAAUGGUAAAAACAGAGUCACACGAUGCAAAAGCCCAACGCAGAUUCUACGAAUAAAAAGAAAUAGACGAAUGAAGGCCAACGAUAGGGAGAGAAACAGAAUGCACAUGUUAAACGAAGCUUUAGAUAGACUAAGAUGUGUAUUACCAACUUUCCCUGAAGACACAAAGCUAACGAAAAUUGAAACAUUACGUUUCGCACACAACUACAUUUUUGCUUUAAGUCAAACGCUUGAAUCCCUAGACAAUAUCAAUUCAGGACAAAUCCCACAUGGAGAUUUCAAUGCAAGCUAUGAAAAGUUACAAAGCUAUAAUUUAAUUGGUGAGAAAGUAAACAAAGAUGCUUUUAGAGAAAUAUUUUCUCCAAGCAAAACUGAUGAUAAUAGCGGCGAUGGUUAUAGAAGUUUUCAAGGAUUUAGCAAACCUUUUCCCAACGGAUCAAAUUUUCUACAAACAUCUGAAGGCGUGCUGAUAAACGUUGGUAAUGUUACAGUAUCAGUGAAUAAUAAAGGUGGAAACUGCAUAACUUCUACUACGGGAAGUGGAUUCUUCACUCAUCCUUCUAGCUAUGGAGACGAUAUGUUUCAACAAAAUUAUUAUAAUCAGCGACCUUAUUGUGCUACUAAUUACAAUGAAAGCUAUGAUGCUGGAGUACAAAAUGACUCCAAGGAAUAUUUUAAUCACAAAAAUUAUGAAAUUUUCAAAAAUGCUUUCGAUUCAGCUAAAAACAAGAAACAACCGAUCGCCAACGAAUACCCAGCUAAUUAUUCUAACUUUCCGAAUUAUAGCCAAAAUAAUAAUGAAAAGUAUAGUUACGGAAAUAAUGGGUAUUAUUCUAAUAGUAGUUUUUACUAUAACGACCAAAGAUAUGUAGGUAGAGACUUUUAUAGAUGCCCUAGUAUUGUGAAUGCUCAAAUUUAAUGUAAAGGUAAUAUUAUAGAGAUUUUAAUUAUAUUGUUGUAAAAAGACCUAGUCAUUUAUAUAGUAUGAAUAAAGAUAUUCCUAAGAUAUAUUAUAUUUAUAAGAUACUAUUUUGGGACAAU